AUGAUCCAAAUCAAAAGGAUUUGGCCAUUAUUGGCAAUUGCCUGUUGUGUUUUGGCUGAUACUGAUGAAGACAGCAUGGAGGGUAUGGGUGACCGUGUCGAAUUCCACCCUAUUAAUGCUGGCUCAAAAACAUUCCAUUGGAUAUGCUCUCUAGCAUUGUUAUUGGUGCUACCUUCAGUUUCUUCGGUGUUGGCAUUUGCGGACCGGUUACAUUGGUCUUUAGUGUUUCAGUUUGUUUCAACAGCGUACUCUGUCUUCGAAAGCCUCUUUCUUGAUUUUCCUGACAAUAAUAACCAUGAGAAUCGUACGUCGAAAGGUACGAGCUGGUUCUUGAGCAUUCUAUUUGGAGCUACAGUAUUUAUUGGAAGUCUAAUUAACGGUUCCAAUAUGGUCAUUAAUAAAUUUUACCCACAUCUCGGCUCUAAGUCUCUGACUGGGUGGUCUUACAAGGCAUAUAAGGCACUUUCUGUCUUGGUCGUUUUAACUGGUUGGGUGAGGGUCUGUAUGGCACCUGUUGCGUUGUUCGGCUUUUGCUACGGAAAGCAUACUGGUCAAUGUAUAGCUCAUGGAAUUAUGGGGCUGGCUUUUGUUGGCUAUUCUUUCGUUUUGAGUCUUGUCUUGGUAAUACCCUGGAUCAGGAAACACCAUUUGGUCGAUAAUAGUAACCCAAAUGUCAAGUCUCAGGAGUUCUAUGACUCGUUCUUGAUGUGUAUUUGGGGCAUUGUGAACACUUUCACAGAGCAUAGGUGGGGCACGGAAGAUUGGUCUAUGGGUGAUUACCAACACACGGCGAUGGGUAUAAUAUGGUGGGCUGGUGGUCUAUUGGGUAUUUUUCUAGCUAGAAAACGUAACAGGACCUUCAUCCCAGCCUUACUUUUAAUAUUCACCGGUUGGUCUAUGUCUCAACAUGUUCAGCAUCUGCAAAUAUCAACCAAAGUUCAUGGUGUUUUCGGAAUUGCUCUAAUGGCCGCUGGAGUUAGCAGAAUAAUUGAAAUUCUGAUGCUCUUGAAAGACGCUCCGUGCAGUGAAAAUGGAAAUAUACUCGCCUUCCAAUACCUUCCUCCAUUUUGCUUGACUUUGUCAGGUAUUAUGUUCAUGGCUGCAAAUGAGGAACAACUUAUACUCGUAUCGCAGUUGGGGUCUGAUCAUUCGGCUUACGUAUUGGUAGUAUCAGCAGCAGCUUUUACAAUUUACUUAUGGUUACUUUUACUCCUAACAUUUUACUUGAAACUAGUGGGUUAUGAUUUUGACGGUAGACUUGGCUUUGAAAGUGACUAUGAUCAAGUUGGCAGCAACGUAGCGGAAGAGUUCGAGCUUGGGGACUUAAGUGAUGAAGAGAGAGAACAAUCAUAA
Priceomyces carsonii is the source of this 1353-nucleotide messenger RNA. RefSeq lists its product as uncharacterized. The record is from RefSeq and is a predicted model, not a curated record. Lineage: Eukaryota; Fungi; Ascomycota; Pichiomycetes; Serinales; Debaryomycetaceae. The transcript has a single exon. Bases 1 to 1353 code for a protein of 450 amino acids.